Molecule: messenger RNA, 991 nt
Organism: Papaver somniferum (opium poppy)
Lineage: Eukaryota; Viridiplantae; Streptophyta; Magnoliopsida; Ranunculales; Papaveraceae
Exons: 2
Coding region: 36-566 (176 amino acids)
Source: RefSeq, a predicted model, not a curated record
GGGAUUACAAGAUAUAUUUAAUAGCGGGGUACGAAAUGCUGGUUAAACUGGAAGAAAACCGAUACCAAGAUGCAAUCUCUUUAGUUCAAAGGUAUGGAAAACCGGAUUUAUUCAUCACAAUGACAUGUAAUACGUCGUGGUAUAAGAUAGUGAAUGAAUUGGGACCAGGCGAAACUCACCAAGACAGGCCUGACCUAACAACAAGAAUCUUCAAAGCAAAACUCGAGGAAUUGAAAAAGGAUAUUUAUAAUCGCGGAGUCUUAGGUACUGUUGUAGCUCAUGUUCAUGUUGUGGAGUUCCAAAAGCGUGGUAUGCCCCAUGCUCAUAUGUUGGUGAUUCUUAGCGAUCAAGAAAAGCUGAAUAAUCCAGAUGAAUAUGAUCAGAUUGUGCGCGCAGAGAUUCCUGAUCCAAGCAUUGAACCCGAAUUAUAUGAAAUAGUGAAAAAACAUAUGAUACAUGGACCAUGUGGCAGACUGAAACCAAAUUCUCCCUGCAUGAGAAAAGAUUCCUGUAAGAAAGCAUAUCCACGUCAGUUUUCAGAACAUACGAUCCAAGAAAAUGAUUGAAUAGAAGACGCGAUAAUGGGAUCACUGUGGAGAAAGGUGGCCUUUUCUUGGAUAAUCGAUGGGUAGUACCAUAUAACCCUUGGCUCUUGAAGAAGUAUAAUUGCCACAUCAAUGUUGAAAUAUGCUCCAGUAUUAAGGCCGUGAAGUAUUUGUACAAGUAUAUAUACAAAGGACCUGACAUGAUUUCCUUUCAGAUUUGCAGACCAUUCGACAAGAAUGAUGAGAUAUCACAAUUUCUUGAUGCACGGUGGGUUUGUUCACAAGAAGCACUAUGGAAGAUUUUUAAGUUUCCGGUUCAUAAUAUUUGGUCCUUUGUUCAAGUAUAUAUACAAAGGACCUGACAUGAUUUCCUUUUAGAUUUGCAGACCAUUCGACAAGAAUGAUGAGAUAUCACAAUUUCUUGAUGCACGGUGGGUUUGUUCACA